Messenger RNA from Theobroma cacao (cacao), 2231 nucleotides. It is a transcript of the gene BIR6, whose product is annotated as Pentatricopeptide repeat (PPR) superfamily protein. NCBI's taxonomy places the organism in Eukaryota, Viridiplantae, Streptophyta, Magnoliopsida, Malvales, Malvaceae. Gene Ontology annotation, molecular function: protein binding. Gene Ontology annotation, biological process: RNA splicing. The record is from RefSeq and is a predicted model, not a curated record.
UGAGCAUUGCAUUGGCAAUAUUUUGUAGACCGGGUCCGACCGGGAAAAAACCGGGGUCUUAAACCCUUGAAAUCCCCUUCCCAAUCCCCAUUGUUGUCUGUCACACUUCUAUGUUCAAACUCCAAAGAGCAACCAUGAAUCGGUCCAAGGCAAUCCUCGCCUCCUUCAGACUCGCGAAUUCGCUUCUCUCCACCCGGGUUAGCUCAGCUCGUUCCUUCUCCACUCAGGUGACGCACUUCUCCCGCUUCUCUUCACAUCUCUCAUUUCAGCCACACUCUUCUCAUUUACUGAACACCCAUCAAAAGCUUCACUUCUCUUCCAAACCCAACUCGUUGGUCCAACUCAUAGUGACCAACGACUGGUCUGAUGAGUUAGAGACCGAGUUAGAGAAGUUUAAGUCGGCAUUGACCCAUGAGACUGUCAUCUAUGUUUUGAAGAAACUCGAUAAAGACCCAAAAAAGGCGUCGAAUUUCUUCAACUGGGCUCGUGAAGAAAAUGGGUUUAAUCCCAAUUCUUGUGUUUAUAGCUUUAUGCUUAGGGUUUUGGCUAGUAAGGAUACAAUGAAAGAGUUUUGGAUAACUUUAAGGGAGAUGAAGGACAAAGGUUUUUAUCUUGACGAGGAAACUUAUUAUACGAUUCAUUCAUUAUUUAAAAAGAAUAAGAUGAAUACUGAUGUUGUGGCUUUAACCCAUUUCUAUAAGAGGAUGGUUGAAGAGAAUGCUAAGGAUAGCAUAGUGAAAGAGGUAGCUGAUGUUGCUUUGGGGGAUGAAUGGAGUAAUGAGAUUGAGAAACAAUUGGAUGAUAUGAAAAUUGUUUUAUCUGAUAAUUUAGUUAUAAGGGUCUUGAAGGAACUUCGAAGUUACCCUAGAAAAGGUUUGAAGUUUUUCCAUUGGGCUGGUAAGUGUUCGAGUUACAAGCAUAACACGGUUACUUAUAAUGCUCUUUUGAGGGUUCUUGCGAGGCGUGAUUCUAUUGGGGAGUUCUGGAGUGUUGUUGAUGAGCUGAAGGGUGAAGGAUUUGAGAUGGAUAUCGAUACUUAUAUUAAGGUUUCAAGGUAUUUUCAGAAGUUCAAGAUGUUGGAGGAUGCGGUGAAACUUUAUGAAAUCAUGAUGGAUGGCCCGUAUAAGCCUACAGCUCAAGAUUGCAGCUUACUUUUACGACGCAUUUCUGGUGGUGAUACAAAAGAUUUGAAUUUGGCGUUUAGGGUUGUGAAUAAAUAUGAGGCCGCCGGAAAUUCACUUUCUAAGGCUAUCUAUGAUGGGAUUCAUCGCUCUUUAACCGGGGUGGGUCGGUUUGAUGAAGCAGAGAACAUUAUGAAGGCUAUGAGAAAUGCUGGGUGUGAACCUGAUAAUAUUACGUACAGCCAACUGGUCUUUGGACUUUGUAAAGCAAGAAGACUUGAAGAAGCCUGCAAAGUGUUGGAUGAAAUGGAAGCACAUGGAUGUACUCCAGAUAUCAAGACAUGGACUAUUUUGAUUCAAGGUCAUUGCGAUGCUAAUCAAAUUGAUAAUGCAUUGAUGUGUUUUGCAAAGAUGCAGAAAAACUGUGAUGCUGAUGCUGACUUGUUGGACGUCUUAGUAAAUGGUUUCAUUGGUCAGAAUAGAAUAGAUGGUGCAUACAAAUUGCUUGUGGAGAUGGUUAAUAUAGUUCAUUUAAGACCUUGGCAAGCAACAUUUAAAAAUCUUAUUGAGAAGCUUCUGGGGAAAAGAAAACUUGAAGAAUCAAUGAACCUUCUUAAGUUGAUGAAGAAACAAAACUACCCACCUUAUCCCGAGCCUUUCAUUCAAUAUCUUUCAAAGUUUGGGACUGUGAAUGAUGCUAUAGAAUUCUUGAAAGCAUUGAGUGUGAAUGAAUAUCCAACCGUUGGAGCUUACCUUCAUGUUCUUAAAUCAUUUUUCGAGGAAGGUAGACAUUCUGAGGCCCAAGAUCUACUACAUAAGUGCCCUCAUCAUGUUCGUAAACAUCCUAAAAUCUCUGAACUCUUUGGUACCAAAUCUACUGCUUGAUUUUUUUUUUUAAUACUGAGAAUCAGCUCAAACUAGAAUCUUUACAGAUGCAAUGAGCAAUUUCUGUUUACUAGGAUUUUUUUUUUGGUAUUAUGUAGCUUCUUAUAUUUUUUUUCUGAAAAAAAAAAAGUUUCAUGAAUCUUAUUUGGGGAAGUUCAGCUUGGCAAGUUGUAAGGUUUUGCAAGGUUUUGCAGUGUUCAUCUUAACUAUUAGUGUCUGGUUAAA